AUGGAAUUCCAACUGUCUAGCAACGCAGACGAGAACGAGACAGGUGAAUACGGGUCGAUGAGUCUUUUAAAUGAGGCUGGAGGGUACCAGAGAAAUAGUGGAAUGAUGAGCCAGCCAAUACAAGGUAUGCCGAUCGAACAAAUAAACUCUCCUGGAGGAGCAGGAGGUGGAACUGGGAACGUGAAGGCGUCAAACGAUUUUGUGAGAAUCAUCUAUGGAAUACUAGAGAGGGAAGAUUAUCCCGAUAUUAUCACUUGGUCAGAAAAGGGGGAUUCCUUUUUAGUAUUGGAUACGGGCAAAUUUACGUCCCAGAUUUUACCAAAUCAUUUUAAACAUUCUAAUUUUGCUAGUUUUGUUCGACAAUUGAAUAAAUAUGAUUUCCAUAAAGUAAAACGUACUCAAGAAGAGAAAAAAAAAUGGAAAUAUGGAGAACAAAGUUGGGAGUUUUGUCAUCCAUUAUUCAAGAGGAACCACGAUGAUGGGUUAAAUAAUAUCAAAAGGAAAACUAGUUCACAGAAGAAAAUCCCCAUUAUCGAUGGUUCAUUAAUUAUUAAUGACACAGCUGGAAAUGGUACCCCUACAGAUAUUAAUUUGAAUAAUAUAUUGAAUGGAUUUGUUCCGAAAAGUAAUUUUGAGAAGACAAAUAAACAGAUUGAAGAGUUGAAAAAUGAAUUAAUGGUAUCACGAGAAGACAGCUUAAAUACCAAGGUCCAAUUACAAAAAUUAAAUUCUAAAUAUAAUAGCAUGAUUGAAAGUCUGCUACUAUUUAAGAAUAUGCAUGGGAAAUUAUUAAACAAUUUUGCCAUUCUGUGCAAUAGUCUACGUAGCAGAGGUAUCGAACUCCCGGAGGAACUUGUCGAGUUUAAUAAUGAUAAUUCAGACUCAAUGCAUAUGACUAAUUCGAUGAUGGAUAUGAAUUUAUCAAGAGAUGAAUUUUACCAACAAAUGGCCCCCAUGUUUCAAAAUGGUUCACCUGAGUUGUUUGCUGGGGCAAACUCAGGGACAAACUCUAAUACAACACCAGGUACAACAGCUAAUGCAGCUUCGAAUUCAAAUGCAAAUGCUACUAAUAACAAUCUUAAUAACAAUCCUCCCACUACUUCUACUACUACUGCUGCUGCCACUACUACUGCUUCUGCUGCCACUACUACCGCAGCAGCAGCAGCAGCAACAGCCGCAGCAACAGCAACAGCAACAGCAACUAAUAGUUCUAAUAAUGUUGGUCCUUAUGUACUUCGAAAAGGAUUUCAUGUUCUUCUAGUAGAAGAUGACGAAGUAUGUAUCCAAUUAUGCUCAAAAUUCUUACGCAAGUAUGGCUGUACAGUACGUGUAGUUACAGAUGGUCUUACAGCUAUCAGUGUUCUUGAGAACCAUCGUUUCGAUUUAGUUUUGAUGGAUAUUGUCAUGCCUAAUCUAGACGGUGCAACUGCCACAUCUAUUGUUCGUAAUUUUGAUAAUUAUACCCCAAUAAUUGCCAUGACAGGUAAUAUUGAAGAUCAGGAUUUAAUAACUUACUUACAGCAUGGUAUGAAUGAUAUAUUAGCUAAGCCCUUCACAAAGCGUGAUUUGCAUUCGAUGUUGGUGCGUUAUUUACGUGAUAAGGUACCCUUAUGCGAGGCUGGUGGAACUGGUAAUGAAAGUAACGGUGCUAAGAUACGAACUAAUACGGUCGAUGCGCCUUCUAAAUUGGCUAGUGUAUCACCAGGUAGUCGUCAGAAUAGGGUAGAAGGCUUACCAGUAAGUAAGAAACCAAGAACUUCCUAA
Henningerozyma blattae CBS 6284 is the source of this 1764-nucleotide messenger RNA. RefSeq lists its product as uncharacterized. The transcript has a single exon. Gene Ontology annotation, molecular function: phosphorelay response regulator activity; sequence-specific DNA binding; DNA-binding transcription factor activity. The record is from RefSeq and is a predicted model, not a curated record. NCBI's taxonomy places the organism in Eukaryota, Fungi, Ascomycota, Saccharomycetes, Saccharomycetales, Saccharomycetaceae. Gene Ontology annotation, biological process: regulation of DNA-templated transcription; phosphorelay signal transduction system. The coding region runs from base 1 to 1764 and encodes 587 amino acids.